Messenger RNA from Paramecium sonneborni, 371 nucleotides. The record is from the annotation of a GenBank genome assembly. NCBI's taxonomy places the organism in Eukaryota, Ciliophora, Oligohymenophorea, Peniculida, Parameciidae.
AUGAAUUAAAGCACUAUAAUAGAUGACUUGAAUGGAUCAAAUGUUUCAAGACUUUUAAGACAAAUAAAAGAGAGUAUAUAUUAAUUUGAAUAUUAGUAACAUAAGAUGAAUUGUAUGAAGAAAUGACAUAAUUGAAAACAAGAGUGUUAGGAUUAUUAAAAGAUUAUUAAUCUUCUUUAUAGUAAAAAGAGAAUAUUAGAUAAUUAAAUCAAUAAAUACGUAAGGAUGUAACAAACAUCAGCAAUGAUUAUAGUUAAAUUGUUGAAAAGAUGAACUAGAGUGUUGAUUGCACAUUUGUAUCGAUUGAGAGUAUCACACCAUUUUAAAAGAAUGAAAAAGUAACGAUUUACGAAUUUAUAAGGAAAUGAAUA